GGUCAUCAUAUGAUCUAGGCUCUUAAACAUUCAACUUUAUUAAUAAUCAUAAGUCAUAAGAAAGGAUAUGUGUUCCUCCAUCCUGGAGCAGACAUUUACCAGAAAAUCAGAUAUUCUAUUUUAUUUAUUGUAUCUAUCACCAAACUAAGUAUAAAUCUACUUUAAAAUGUGUUUCAAGUCUCUUUUUAUUUGAAUUUCAAGACCCUGACACAUACUCUUAUAAUUAUAUACUUCAUCAGAAAUCACUAUUCACUGUAAGACUGUUUAUAUCUUCAUCAUGCUCUUUCAGGAGGUUUUAACAACACAAUCUUACAAAGCAAAUGAAUAAACAAUUGUAUGGUCUAGCUUUUUAUCUUUGCACUUAAUUGUUGUCUUAUUUAAAACACACACACAACCCUAUUAUAUAUAAAAUAUAUAUUUACUUUAGAUUUUGUCUUUGAAUGGAAACUAAACAACUGACUGUCAUUUAACUUUAUUUAUUUUAUCCUUGUACUGUCCUUUAUGUUUUGUUGUUUUCUGUUUCGUAUGUAUGUUUUUACAUAAAUUGCGUGUUUUAAAUAGAUUUUCCUUGUAUGUAUACUGUUUCAAACUUUAACACAAUAUACUUACCUGUGUCUGAGUGGUGAAAUGUAAAACUACUCAGUCAAAACGAAGAAUAUAUUUUUAAAUACACUGAACCAUAUGCCUAGAUAGGUUGUUGUAUCUGUGUUUUACAGUUGUUUCUGCCCCAGUUGGGCCAUUAACACCUGGGGAUGGGCAGACUGGGCUGCUGUUGGAUGCUGCCUCCUGAUAGGCCGUUGACCUGCUGCCAGCUCAGGUUAAAGAGGCCCAUCUCAUCUUAGUCGUUGUACAGUUGUGUCACUUUCAGUUACAACUUGUUGCUUUUGACCAGUGGACAGAACUCACUUUUCAACAUCGGAAAUGGCUUCUGAAAAAUCCUUUCACAGCAGGAUGUUUUUCCUCUGCCCUGUGUGCAAAAAGGCUCCUCACUCUCUUCCUGGGCAUCUCAGGGAGGUGUGUAUGAGGAACAGCACAAAGGCAGAGAUCCAGGCAGUCGUCAUAGAGGCCAAGAAGGAGUUGUCCGAAUUCUGUCACAGAGGACGUUUCUGGGAGUUUGGAAAAAUUCGUGACAUAUUGGACUCUACUAAUCCUCUGGCCAGGAUGAUUGCGGAGAUGCAGUCAAGGGGGUUGGUGAUUAAUAACUUACCUUCACUCCUCUCGGAACCAGCUCAAUCGACUACAUCUUCUGUGUCUCAAAGCUCUGGAGAAGGUGCAGAAGGUCCAGUUGAGCCUCCAAAUGAGCCCUUAUCUGACGAGAGCUCUGGAGAGUACUAUCAGAGCACUGUUGGACCGAAGUGGACCUCUUCUGUGAGGGUGGAGAUGGUCAAAAAAGGCUUGUACAAUAAGCACUCCAUUGACCACCCCCUUCUAGCAGGAUUUAAUAAGUACCUGCUCACUGACCUAGGAUAUAAAAACAGCAAACAAGUAGUGGAAACAGUGUCCAGGUUCUUGCAUUACAUGGACCCGACUGAGCCAAACCUGAUGUUUGUUCGGCAGGUGGAGAAAGUGCAAGAGUACUUUAACAUCUUGUCAGAUACAAAGCUCUCAAAAUGGACAGUGUUUAACUACUCGAAGAGUCUCAAGAGAUUCAUGACCUACAUUAUUACCUCCACGGAUGUUCGCCACAACAAUCCAGCUCUGUUCCAGGACUAUAAAAGAGUUAUGGAAACGCUGUAUGGAAUACAGAGUGGCAUGUCCAAAAAAUUGAGCAUGGAGGUCACAGGAAAAAAAUCUGAGUUUGGCAAGGAAAUGUUGCCAAAGGACUGCCUUGUUGUUUUGGAGGCUGCAUUCAAAGAUUUCCAGGCCGUGAUAUGCAAAAUGCAGGGUCCAGGAGCCAUCACAGGGGACUGUUUGACUAAAAAUGAACGGCUGCUUGUCCUCUACUACCUUGAGGCUCUUGUCAUGCUGAAGCUACUUCAGCGGCCUGGAGUAGUGACACACAUGACUGUUGAGGAUUGGGAGGGGAGAAGCCGGAUAGAGAAUGGUGUCUGUGUUGCAGUGAAGGAGCACAAAGUACCGUUGUCACACGAACAGGAACUUUGGUUUGACUUGUACUUCAAUGAGGUGCGGCCAGUAAUGCUGCAAGAAAACCGAUCCGGCGACGAUGUGGCAGUUGAUUCAUUUUUUGUGUCAAGUAGUGGGAGAUCGAUUUAUAAUCCCUCCAAUGACUUAAAAAGACUACAUGACAAAUACAGUCUCCUCAGUGUGACCUUUGGUGAUGCCCAGAGAGUGUUUGAGGCAGCAGCACAAAACCUGAAGUCAGAAGUGGAGAGAAAUGUGGUGGCACGGCUGUUUGGGCAGCCAGAAACAGCUGAAAGGAACUACAGGAAGAGAACAUCUUCAGAUGCAUUUCUGGCUUUAAGUGUGCUAGAUCAGCUUGCUGGAAAAACACGACAAAGGUCCAGUAGAGCUUCCAGCCAAGAGACAAAGGUGGACGAGGAGACAGCCUACAAAACUCUUGAGCAGUUCUGUCCAGUGACUCUGGAGGGGCCUCCUCCAAAAAGGGCACGCAGGAAUGAGCUGUGUGGCUCAGAACAUGAGAGGCACUGCUAUGACCGCUGGCGUAGCGAGCAGCUCAAGCUGCGUGAACAGCAUGCUCUUGAACAUUUUGCUGGACAGCAGCCAUCAGAAUCCAAAAUAAACCGCUGGAUGGACAAACAAGGGUGGACGUCAAAUGUCCCACAGGCUUCAGUGGUUCUGAAGCAGUGGAAGCCUGUUGCCAGGUUGGACUUGGUCGUCGACAGGCUGGAAAGGACUGACUGUCAGACCCGUCCCUGACAAGGGUGAUGGUGUUUUCGUCAAAAGACCCUUUCAGAUUGGGGAGGUUGUCUGUGAAUACCACGGCCAGCUGGUUAGCCAUGAAGAGGGGAUGGCAAUUGCUUCAACCAGCGGCAUUAGAGCUGGACAUUUGAUUUUUUAUAAGAACAAGCAACAUGAAGCCAUGUGCAUUGAUGCACAUGAAGAAAGUUGCCAGUGCCAUCCCAAGUUCAAUUACGGACGCCUGAUACGUCACUCCAGCAUAUAUCCGGCCCAGGCUGUAUGUUCUUAAUGAUAGAGACAUCAUUCUCUUCAUUGCCACAAAAGACAUUUUGAGUGAUGAGGAGUUACUCUAUAAUUAUGGCUCAAAGAGGAGAUCUUUUGCUGGGAAAGGGCUGGACUUGGACUGGAUGUGAAACAACAUCUUUCCAUCCCCCAUUCUGACCCACUUCUAACAUGUCCAACUCCAAGUUUCCACCUGUGGCCAUAUUCUCUCCUCUCUCUCUGGACUCUGGACAACCAUCCCUGCUCUUCUCACCCUGAGAAUUCUUCCUGCAAUGUCAAGCACCAACACUGCUCUCCAAAUAGAGACUUGGUUGUAAUAGGCUGAAUGAGUGGGUCUUACUAACCAUUCACCUUUACUUCCAGAGAACUGUAUUUUCUCUUACUGACUUGUCUUUUUUCACUCUUUUUUUUCUCAUAAGUUUCCUUUAUGCAAUAGUGAGAGUGUGAGUAGGCUACUCCAUAUUCUCUCCUCACUCUCUGUGCAACACAUGUGGAAUUACAGCCUGGUAAGUAUGCUGAAGCUGCUCGUAACCCUCCCUCCCACGAACCCUUAAUUUCAACCACAAGAAAAGCCAUGGACCUUACUGCCGAGAAUUAACCAGGCAUGUUAAUUCUUCAAGCAAGCUAUAGUAUAUUCAUCCUAGGAUUCACCACCAUUUUUAAUUUAAGACAUUACCU
Messenger RNA from Danio aesculapii, 3780 nucleotides. RefSeq lists its product as uncharacterized. The transcript is spliced from 11 exons. NCBI's taxonomy places the organism in Eukaryota, Metazoa, Chordata, Actinopteri, Cypriniformes, Danionidae. The record is from RefSeq and is a predicted model, not a curated record. The coding region runs from base 922 to 2838 and encodes 638 amino acids.